This is a messenger RNA of Calliphora vicina (urban bluebottle blowfly), 2057 nucleotides long. It is a transcript of the gene parvin, whose product is annotated as beta-parvin. Gene Ontology annotation, biological process: cell projection assembly; actin cytoskeleton organization; establishment or maintenance of cell polarity. NCBI's taxonomy places the organism in Eukaryota, Metazoa, Arthropoda, Insecta, Diptera, Calliphoridae. Gene Ontology annotation, molecular function: actin binding. Gene Ontology annotation, cellular component: actin cytoskeleton; focal adhesion; cytoplasm. The transcript is spliced from 7 exons. Bases 82 to 1185 code for a protein of 367 amino acids. The record is from RefSeq and is a predicted model, not a curated record.
UGUUUACGAAAUUUUUCAUUGAUAAGUUUAUUUAAUUUAUCGUCGAUUUAUUGUUUUCGUUUACUUAUAAUUUUUAUAAAAAUGAGCACCUUAAGCCGACCAAAAUCGCCUCAUUCAAGCAAUGCAAUUAAAUCGGGAGAAAAAGAAGAAAGUUUCUGGGAUAAGUUUAGUACAUUAGGAAGGAAGAAAGGAACUAAAGAAGUGCAAAAAGUUCAGGAAGAGGGUAAACAUGCAAUAGAUUCACCAGGAGCUCCCAGUCAAUUUGACAUUCCUCCAGAAGAUUAUGCCCUACGUGAUCAUGAGCAGCGUGCUGUAAUUGAUCCUCAGUCGAUAAGCGAUCCUGAGGUAUUGAAACUUCAGCAGAUUUUAAUAGAUUGGAUAAAUGAUGAGCUAGCUGAACAGCGUAUUAUUGUUCAAAGUAUUGAUGAAGAUAUGUACGACGGGCAGGUGUUGCAUAAAUUAUGGGAAAAGUUAACUGGCAAAAAAUUAGAUGUUCUAGAAGUGACUCAAUCGGAAGAAGGACAGCGGCAGAAACUUAAUAUUGUUUUAAAUGCAGUUAAUCAUACAUUGGGCUUUCAUCAAAAAAUACCGAAGUGGUCUGUGGAAAGCGUACAUUCUAAGAAUAUUGUUGCUAUAUUACAUCUCUUGGUUGCUUUGGUACGCCACUUUAGAGCUCCUAUACGUCUGCCAGAAAAUGUUUUUGUUACUGUAGUAAUAGCUCAAAAGAGUGGAGGUGUAUUAAAUGCACAAAAGUUUCAGGAACAAAUAACAUCUGAAUACGAUGACGUUGGUAUGCGGUGCGAAAAAGAUGCUUUCGAUACGUUGUUUGAUUGCGCUCCCGACAAAUUGGCUGUUGUUAAAAAGUCUCUUAUAACAUUUGUAAACAAGCACUUGUCGAAGUUGAAUUUUGAAAUAAGUGAUUUGAAUAGCGAUUUCCGAGAUGGUGUGUAUUUGUGUCUCUUAAUGGGCUUACUAGGCGGAUUUUUUGUGCCUCUUUAUGAAUUUCAUUUGACACCACAAGAUACCGAGCAGAUGGUUAGCAAUGUAGCGUUUUCUUUCGAUUUAAUGCAAGAUGCCGGGCUACCAAAACCAAAAGCUCGCCCUGAAGAUAUUGUCAAUAUGGAUUUAAAAUCAACAUUGCGUGUGUUGUACAGUUUGUUUACAACAUUUAGAAACUAUGCUUAAAAUCGUGCCUUGUAAGACUAACAUAUACAUACGUAAUUUAUUUUUCGUCUAUCUACAAAUUAUCAACAAAAAAUUAAACAAGUCGGUUUAGUGAUAUUGUUCAGAAAAAAAUAAAUUUAAAUUUUUACCCCCAUUAACACAAGGUGUUGACUUAUAAUUAACCCGUCGGUUAAAAAAAUUUGUAUGAAAAAUGUAUGAAAACUUUCACUUUAACUUCAGGUUUAAACAUUGUGAUAAUGGGGGUUAGGUGGUUAAACCAGUAUAACACAACAAAUUUUUAAUAUCUCAUUUUUUUAUUUUAAUCAAAAAAGUAAAAAGUCUUUGUAACCGGAAUUGGCACAUUGUCCAUAUUUAUCUUUCAUGUUAUACCACGAUGGAAAUAUUUUUCAAACAGCUUUCAAUUAUCAAAUAGCUAAUUUAUCUACCCCCAUAUUCAUAAUUAAUUUUUUAAUUUAUAAAAGGUUUAUAAAACAAAAUUGCCAUAAAAAAUCAUGGCAAUUAUAAAAUAGCUAAUUUAUCUACCUCCAUAUUCAUAAUUAAUUUUUUAAUUUAUAAAAGGUUUAUAAAACAAAAUUGCCAUAAAAAAUCAUUUUUAAAAACCUUUGAUAAAUUUAAAAAUUGAUUAUGAAUAAUUUUUCUAAUCUUUGUUUUCUAGAUAAAAUGUAUAAAUUGUCGCAAAAUUAAACUUUCUUAAUGAUAAAGGUUAGGACUUUAUUUUAUAAAUAUCACAUAAACUGAUUUAAACGAAACAAAUUGCUAAAAUAUUUAUUUAUUAACAAAAUUUAACAUACAUGUAUUAUACAAUUUUUUUUACAACUAUAUUUUUUACUAAUAAUUUAUUUUUUAAUAAAAUAUCAAUGUUUUUACUAAUA